This is a messenger RNA of Esox lucius (northern pike), 942 nucleotides long. RefSeq names its product olfactory receptor 4S1-like. NCBI's taxonomy places the organism in Eukaryota, Metazoa, Chordata, Actinopteri, Esociformes, Esocidae. Gene Ontology annotation, biological process: G protein-coupled receptor signaling pathway. The record is from RefSeq and is a predicted model, not a curated record. Gene Ontology annotation, molecular function: olfactory receptor activity; G protein-coupled receptor activity. The transcript has a single exon. Bases 1 to 942 code for a protein of 313 amino acids. Gene Ontology annotation, cellular component: membrane.
AUGACAUCCCUGUUCAACUCCUCCCAGGAGAUAGUUUUUGUGCUCCACGGACUGAAUGUGACACAGACAAACAGACACAUCUACUUUGUAUUUAUUCUGAUCCUUUAUCUCUUUAUAAUUUUUAUGAAUCUAACACUGAUCUUUAUCAUUGUUCUAGAGAAAAUGUUGCAUGACCCAAUGUAUUUAUUCAUCUGUAAUCUGUGUAUUAAUGGUAUCAUUGGGGCAUCAUCUUUUUACCCAAAGAUACUUUAUGACUUUUUGUUUGACUCUCAUUUGAUAACCUACAUUGGGUGCAUGACUCAGAUAUUUGUCAUUUUCUUAUAUGUUUAUUGUGAAUUCACAAACUUGUCAGUAAUGGCUUAUGACAGAUAUGUUGCCAUCUGCAAGCCACUCCACUACCAUUCAAUGAUGACUAUUAGAAAAGCAUGGACACUGCUUUUUCUAACAUGGCUUUUGUCAUGGUUCGUAUGUAGCAUUGGGUGUGUACUAUUAGCUAGGUUACCCCUCUGUGGUGUUGACAUUGAUAAACUCUACUGCUCAAGCUGGGCAGUUGUGAAGCUCUCAUGUGUUGACACCACUCUGAACAACCUCUAUGGCUUGAUUCUAAUGAUAUCACACUUUUCUCAAGUGAUACUUAUUCUAAUUUCCUAUGUAAACAUCAUCAAAGCAUCUUUGCGUUCGCGGGUACAGAGGAGGAAGUUCAUGCAGACCUGUCUGCCUCAUCUGAUCACCCUGGUAAACUUCACUAUAUCUUUAUUAUUUGACGUGAUAUACUCUCGCUUCGGCAGCAACACCAGUCUGUUGGCCCUGAGGAAUAUCAUGGCUGUUGAGUUUCUAGUUUUGCCUCCUCUGCUAAAUCCUAUCACAUAUGGGAUGAACCUCAGUCAGAUUCGGAAUAUAGUUAAAGAGAUGUUCAACCGUAAAGUUGCUGAUCUAAGCUAG